Messenger RNA from Aspergillus fumigatus Af293, 1431 nucleotides. Its product is annotated as rRNA-processing protein SOF1. Gene Ontology annotation, cellular component: nucleolus; small-subunit processome. Lineage: Eukaryota; Fungi; Ascomycota; Eurotiomycetes; Eurotiales; Aspergillaceae. Gene Ontology annotation, biological process: maturation of SSU-rRNA from tricistronic rRNA transcript (SSU-rRNA, 5.8S rRNA, LSU-rRNA). The record is from RefSeq and is a predicted model, not a curated record. Gene Ontology annotation, molecular function: protein binding.
AUGCUUUCGUAUGUUUUUAACUCCUUUAAACAGAAAAUCAAGGCAAUUUCUCGUUCCACGGCGUCCCAGCAGGCGCCAGGCUCCGCCGUCGUUCGACAGCCCCGAAAUCUGGAUCCAGCCCAGCAUCCAUUUGAACGAGCUCGUGAAUACACCCGUGCAUUGAAUGCUGUUAAACUAGAGAGAUUGUUUGCCGCGCCUUUUGUGGGCCAGAUGGGCGAUGGUCAUGUGGAUGGUGUUUAUACAAUGGCCAAAGAUCCGGGAUCGUUACAGCGGUUUGCAAGUGGCAGUGGUGAUGGUGUCGUGAAGGUCUGGGAUUUGACAACUCAAGGUGAAGUGUGGAACACUCAGGCACAUGAAAACAUUGUCAAGGGAUUGUGCUGGACUCCCGAACGGAAAUUGCUCUCGUGCGCAAGCGACAAGACCAUCAAACUGUGGGACCCAUACAACUCCUCACCUGAGGCGCCACCAUUGGGAUCGUAUCUUGGCCAAAGCGCUUUUACUGGGGUCUCGCAUCACCGAAAUCUGCCCUACUUCGCAGCGUCGUCUUCUCAAAUAUCUAUCUACGAUUUGUCGCGGCCGUCCUCGACACCAUCCCAGGUCCUUCAUUGGCCCACUAGCGUGGAUACUAUCACCUCGCUUGCCUUCAAUCAGACAGAAACAUCUAUCAUUGGAUCAACAGCCAUUGAUCGAUCCAUUAUCAUGUAUGAUCUUCGUACUUCAUUGCCUGUUCACAAACUUAUCCUACGUUUGGCAUCGAACGCGAUCUCCUGGAACCCGAUGGAGGCAUUCAACUUUGCGGUGGCCAACGAAGAUCAUAAUGCUUAUAUUUUCGAUAUGAGGAAAAUGGACCGUGCACUGAAUGUGCUGAAGGAUCACGUGGCUGCGGUCAUGGAUGUCGAGUUCAGCCCGACUGGCGAGGAACUUGUGACGGCUUCUUACGAUAAAACGGUCCGCUUGUGGAGCCGAGCUCAUGGGCAUUCUCGCGACAUUUACCAUACCAAGAGAAUGCAACGGUAUGUAUUUCGCAAGCAUCUGUUCUAUUUCGCUUCCAUGCUCAUUUGUUUGUACAGUGUCUUCUCCGCCAAGUUUACGCCCGACAACAAGUACAUCCUUUCGGGGUCAGACGACGGCAACAUUCGACUCUGGCGUGCGAAUGCCUCCGACCGUAGCGGCAUCAAGAGUGCCCGCCAGAGACAGAAAUUAGAAUAUGACCAGGCUCUAAUUACCAGGUACUCGCAUAUGCCUGAAAUCCGAAGGAUCAAGCGCCAGCGUCAUGUGCCAAGAACCGUGAAGAAGGCGGCAGAGAUCAAGAGAGAAGAACUUGCUGCUAUUAAGAGACGUGAGGAGAAUGUUCGCAAGCAUGCUAAGAAGGGUGCACUGCCGCCAAGACGGAGUGAGCGUGAGAAGAUGAUCUUGACACACGAGCAAUAA